GAUGGAGAAUUAUCGGAGACGACACGCCUCGUGAAUGGCACAUACAUAGUACACACUUUCUGUCUCUGUUCCCCGCAAUUGCCGUGUCUCCAGCGAGGCAAAACAGAGGCGAAUCCAUAAAGCACGCUGGGCUUUGGAGACCGGGAUAUUCAUUCAACCAUGAGCCCACCUUUCCCCCCUUUCCCCUCCCCGGGAAGACGUGAUCUUCCAAGAUUUCCAUAUGCCGAGACUCCGCGGGGAAGAGAUCUACAGUCAGAUUGCCCGAUCAAUGGCAUCUACAAAGGAGAGACUCCGCACAAGUUACGAUGGACAUGGAAGUUUACACUAGUAAUGCUUAUUGUCACUAACCUGUCUAUGCUCCUCUCUAUCUACUAGUUAUGUAUGUAAAAACGAUUACUAUAUAGUGGUUAUAUAAUACCAAAAUUACCGCAAUUACCCAUAACUACCGAGCACUUUGCCGU
Messenger RNA from Penicilliopsis zonata CBS 506.65, 461 nucleotides. RefSeq lists its product as hypothetical. The record is from RefSeq and is a predicted model, not a curated record. NCBI's taxonomy places the organism in Eukaryota, Fungi, Ascomycota, Eurotiomycetes, Eurotiales, Aspergillaceae. The coding region runs from base 160 to 375 and encodes 71 amino acids. The transcript has a single exon.